Molecule: messenger RNA, 822 nt
Organism: Schistosoma rodhaini
Lineage: Eukaryota; Metazoa; Platyhelminthes; Trematoda; Strigeidida; Schistosomatidae
Source: the annotation of a GenBank genome assembly
AUGCAUAAUUUCACCAAUGAAGUUCAAGAAAUUUCUUUAAAUAAUAAUAAAAUUAAUGAAGAAAAUAUAGUUGAAGAGAAAGUUGAAGGGAUUCAAUCAACUCCAUAUAAUAAUCAACAUUCUCAAUUCAUUCAUCAAUCACAUUCUACUACAAAUCUGCAUCAUCAUCAUCAUCAAUAUCAUCAACAUCAUCGUCAUCAUCAUACAAUAUGGAAAGGAAGACAACAUAAAUAUCAUGAAACUUGUAUAAAACUUAUUUAUUUAACAUGUUCUACAAUUAUAACAACAUGUUUUAUUAUUGAAUGUAUAUUAAUACAUUUAGUUAUAUUACCAUGUCGUCAUGAAGCUGGAUUUUUACCAACAAAUUGUACAUAUAUUGAAUCAAAAUUAAUAUCAUCAUCAGUUAAAUGUGAAAAUAAAUGUUCAAAAGAUCGUUCAAGUUUUCAAUGUAUACGUAUAUUAAUUAAAUAUUCUAGAUUAAAAGAAAAUUUUACAGCAAGUUUAUUUGAUAAUAUAGCAACAUAUCAAUAUUAUCAUUCACUUGGUUGUGCUACCAGUUCAUGUCAUCGUCAGAAUUCAGCAAAUCAUGAAUGGGUACAAAAUUUUUGUCAAUUAAUCAAAAAUACUGUACAAUUUACAUGUUAUGUACAUGAAGAUCAUAUUAAUGAAGCUUUAUUACAUAAAUUCUAUGGACCAUCAACAAUGUUUGAUACAUUAUUUUGGCCAUUAACAUUAUUAUUUGUCUCGAGUAUAUGUUUAAUGAUUACAUGGUUUUUUGAUAGAUGUCAUGUAUGGCAUGAUGAGAAAACAAUCAUUGCAUAA